Molecule: messenger RNA, 2205 nt
Organism: Zophobas morio
Lineage: Eukaryota; Metazoa; Arthropoda; Insecta; Coleoptera; Tenebrionidae
Product: vasoactive intestinal polypeptide receptor 2-like
Exons: 13
Coding region: 305-1957 (550 amino acids)
Biological process (GO): adenylate cyclase-modulating G protein-coupled receptor signaling pathway; cell surface receptor signaling pathway
Cellular component (GO): plasma membrane
Molecular function (GO): G protein-coupled peptide receptor activity; peptide hormone binding
Source: RefSeq, a predicted model, not a curated record
UAAUAGUGUAGAUCGACCAUAACCCAUAAAAAUAGAUCAGUAGUGUAUGUGCUGUCACAGAGGGUGUUUGCGUCACUGAGUAAUUAAAUAACAACAAUCGUCAAAGUCGCACCGUAUCGAUCACACGCACCAAUCGUCCAUAAAGUGUCAAUUUGAACUGCUGGCGAGUGUUGAGCACCUGGAAAGUUUGUGACACAUCUCUGAGAGGUACUUAACGGAACUUUCAGCCAUGAAGUUUGAGAAGGCUCACCCUCGACUCUCCAUUAAAGAGGCCUAGAAGAAUUUUUGACCUGAACAUUUCAAAAUGACGAAUAUUUUCGUUAAGCAGGUAAUUAAUGAACAGGAAACGGCCAGGGCAUUGGCGAAGGAGAAGUGUAUUGAACUUCAUGGAGAAGAGGUUGUGAACGUGAUUCCACCCCUCUACAAUAAAACUGUCAAAUCUUACAUGUGUCCACCUUUCUGGGACGAAAUCCUCUGCUGGAAUGCCACACCCGCUGGAACUCUAGCUGUCCAGAACUGUCCAUCGUACUUCACUGGCUUCAUUCCGACAAACAAUGCUACUCGUCAAUGCAUGGAAAAUGGCAACUGGUACUUUCACGACAACAUGCCUUGGACCAAUUACACAGGUUGUUACAAAGACAAAAUUACAACUAUAUACAUCGACCUAAACAAAACAGACCUCCUUUACACCAGAUUCAUGGAACAAUAUGCUCCUGCCGUCCACGUCAUAUCACAAACCGGAUAUAUAAUAUCCUUGGCUUCUCUCAUCAUCGCUUUCGCCAUCAUGCUCUUCAUCAAAAAACUUCACUGCGCUAGAAACAUUCUCCACAUGCAUCUGUUUGCGUCCUUUAUUCUCAGAGCCCUUACCUCGAUUGUUUUUAAAGUUAUUUUUCUUGAAGGAUUAGGUCUGCCGUCAGACUUUAACAAACAAAAUGGCUCUAUGUAUUUUGCUGUCAAUUCAGAGACAAACAACUGGACCUGUAAAUUCAUCACGAGCUUCUGGCAUUAUUUUGUCACUGCAAACUACUCGUGGAUAUUAAUGGAAGGAUUGUACUUGCAUAAUCUUAUCUUCAGGGCACUAUUCACGGACUCUAGUAAUAGUAUCAAGUGGUAUGUCGUUAUGGGUUGGGGUUUCCCUUUGAUCGUAAUUGGGUUUUGGAUUCCUGCUAGACUUCUGGUCGAGGACAGUUUCUGUUGGACUACGGACGAAAGCCAUGUAAUUUUGAUCAUCAGAAUACCAACAAUAAUAUCAAAUUUGCUCAACUUAUGCCUCUUCACGAGAAUCUCGGUAGUACUAUACAGCAAACUCAGAUCACCAAUCAAUGAAGAUGCACAAAGGUACCAAAAAUGGUUCAAAUCAACUUUAGUCCUAGUACCGUUGUUUGGAGUCCAUUACGCCCUGUUUUCGAUAUUGUUCCACGUAAAGGGAACACACUGGAUAGUGGAAGUCGUUUGGUUAUUCUGCGAUUUACUCUUCGGAAGCUUUCAGGGCUUCUUCGUGGCGAUACUCUACUGCUUUCUUAACGGCGAAGUCAGAUCAGAGAUCCAACCCCACUUCUAUUACCUUCUUACAUACCUUGCUAACCGAAAAUACUCAAAGUACUUCUUCCCCUGCCGGAAUAGAUUCUCAAGAUCAGUUGUGGGCAGGUCAUCAGUAUGCACAACUAUGUCAUGUAGCUCCCUCUACACAAACGGAGUACUCCACCGCAACAGCAAAUGUCGCCUAGAUUCCAUCCCCAAACUCAAACAAGGUGACAAAGCAAAAGACCAUAUCUGCUACAAUCCGUCGAGAAGGAACUCGAGAUCGCAGAGACAUUCCCAACCUAUCAAUUUUACAGGAUCUAUACCUCCUACGGCCGAGACGACGCUCUGUAUCGAACAUACUUCGGGGAAAAAACGGUCGGUAACGGAGAUCAACGAGGAGACACUCAAGAUGGCGGUGCAGAACGACUUUUAAGCCCUAUUUAAAUUUUUGUGAUAUUCGUCGAUGUCAAUCAAGAUGUUUGAUGUACGUCAUCGAUGUUCAUUCAGAGCACAUCGUAUAGCGAUCUAGUCCUUUUUUAGUAGAAAAAGAAAGAAAUCUGUUAAAGUAUUUUUCUUUAUAAGACUGUUUUUACUGUUAAGAAUGUAUUCAAUGUGAUGUUUCAAAGACGCAUGUAUGACUUAUACAUCCAAUUUUAAAAUAAAAAACUAUAUAUAAAUGUC